AUGGGUUUGGAGAAAUCUACUGCUGGUUUUUAUCCUUUUAGCACUAUAAAAGAUAUGCUUGAUAGGAAGGUCUCCUUUCUGAGUGGUGGAGAGAAGACUCGCUUGGCGUUCUGUAAAUUCAUGGUGAAAAAGUCAACUUUACUGGUUCUCAAUGAACCUACCAAUCACUUGGAUAUACCUACAAAGGAGAUGCUUGAGGAAGCUAUACAAGAGUAUGAAGGUACUGUCAUUACAGUUUCCCAUGAUCGGUAUCUUGUUCAUCAAAUAGUUAACAGAGUGAUUGAGGUGAAGGACGGAAAUCUACAAGAUUAUGUUGGGGACUACAAUAGACUGAUAUCUGUUCAACAGGCUGAGAAGGAGGCUCGGAAGAAACAGAAAAUGUUGGCUUCUCAGCAGGCAAAAGCAAAAGCAAAAUCUAAGGGGUUAAAGAACGCGAAGAGAUGGAAUUGA
Molecule: messenger RNA, 450 nt
Organism: Chenopodium quinoa (quinoa)
Lineage: Eukaryota; Viridiplantae; Streptophyta; Magnoliopsida; Caryophyllales; Amaranthaceae
Product: ABC transporter F family member 2-like
Exons: 5
Coding region: 1-450 (149 amino acids)
Molecular function (GO): ATP binding; ATP hydrolysis activity
Source: RefSeq, a predicted model, not a curated record